Molecule: messenger RNA, 2419 nt
Organism: Salvia splendens (bonfire salvia)
Lineage: Eukaryota; Viridiplantae; Streptophyta; Magnoliopsida; Lamiales; Lamiaceae
Product: probable dolichyl pyrophosphate Man9GlcNAc2 alpha-1,3-glucosyltransferase
Exons: 6
Coding region: 28-1575 (515 amino acids)
Biological process (GO): dolichol-linked oligosaccharide biosynthetic process; protein N-linked glycosylation
Cellular component (GO): endoplasmic reticulum membrane
Molecular function (GO): dolichyl pyrophosphate Man9GlcNAc2 alpha-1,3-glucosyltransferase activity
Source: RefSeq, a predicted model, not a curated record
CCCAAAAUAUUUUCCUGCAAAACAAGAAUGGCGAUCGGAAAGAAGAAGAGUAACAACUCGCCUCAAACGAUAUCCGAACCCGAAAUCUGGUCAUUCAUCAUCUCCCAAACUUCAAAAUCAUGCUUCCUCUGCAUAGCCCUCUUCGCCGUCUUCAUUCGGCUCGCCGUCGCGCUCCACCCCUAUUCCGGCGCCAACACGCCGCCGAUCUUCGGCGAUUACGAGGCGCAGCGCCACUGGAUGGAGAUUACCAUCAAUCUUCCACCUAAGGACUGGUACCGCAACAGCACCGUCAAUGAUCUCAAAUAUUGGGGACUCGAUUACCCCCCUCUCACUGCUUACCAGAGUUACUUCCAUGGCAUUUUGCUGAGGUUCUUCGAUCCAGCAUCGGUGGCUCUUUCGAGUUCUCGCGGAUACGAAUCCUACAUUGGGAAGCUGUUGAUGAGGUGGACGGUUCUGAUGUCUGAUUUGAUGAUAUUCUUUCCUGCAGUGCUUUAUUUUGUAACUGUGUAUUACUCUGGGAAUCCUGAUGACAAAAAGAGCAGUAAGGCUUGGCACAUUUUGAUGAUUCUAUUGAACCCAUGUCUCAUUUUGAUUGAUCACGGCCAUUUUCAGUACAAUUGUAUUAGUUUGGGGCUAACUGCUGCUGCUGUUGCGGCAAUUUUAUCAAAUAGAGACCUUGUUGGCUCCAUGCUAUUUUGCCUGGCUCUUAAUCACAAACAGAUGAGUACAUAUUAUGCACCUGCCUUUUUUACUUAUCUUUUGGGCAAGUGCCUGAGGCGCCAGCGUCCAAUAGUUGAGGUUUUGAAACUAGGUUUGUUGGUUUUAGGGACCUUUGCUCUAGUUUGGUGUCCAUACCUUAAUUCAGUGGAUGCAUUUUUGGAGGUUCUUUCUCGGUUAGCUCCAUUUGAGAGAGGUAUAUACGAGGAUUAUGUUGCAAACUUUUGGUGCACGACUUCAGUUGCCGUGAAAUGGAAGAGAUUGUUUACAACACAAUCACUGAAACUUCUCAGUCUUGUUGCAACAGUUUCCACAUGUCUUCCUUCCAUGAUCCAGCUUGUUUGGUCACCAACCAAACGUGGUUUUCUGCACGGUUUGCUAAACUGCUCGUUCUCAUUUUACCUAUUCUCAUUCCAAGUACAUGAGAAAUCUAUCCUGCUUCCACUUCUGCCUGCAAGCUUCUUGGCUGUGGAAGAACCGUUUGUCUUCCAGUGGUUUAUACACUCUGCUUUGCUCUCCAUGUUCCCUCUUUUAAGGCGUGACAAUUUGGUACUUCCAUAUGCUGCUCUGUAUGGCCUUUUUGUCCUACUCUACCAUGCACCCGGUGUCAGGAAAGAUGCAAGAGUGUCCAGUUCCAUUCCAUUUAUUCUGAAAUUGUUUGCAUCUGCUUGCUCUCUUGUCAUUCAUAUCGUCUACAUAACAGUUACUCCUCCAGAAAAAUAUCCUUUUCUCUUUGAAGCUGUGAUUAUGAGCUUAUGUUUCUCUCAGUUUGUAUUGAUUUUGAUAUAUAUAAAUAUAAAACAGUGGGCACCAUCUAAGAUUUCAAGUGAAGCAGAUACCAAAAAGAAGAGGCUCUGAUUUUCUUUAGGAAGAUGUAUUAGACUGCGAACACAUUUUGAGCUCCUCAGGAUAUUGAAGAUAUUCGAAAACCUUUUCUGCUCGAUACCCUAUACUAGUUUAGCUGUAUCUGUACCAUUAAUGAUGAUUUAACAGCUUCCCGAUACCUAACAGGCUAACAUAUCACACGCACAUCAGAUCUCAUUGUAUUGAAUAGAUAUUGAUCAGGAGCUAAAAACACUCAUUUUCUUGAGUCUGCCUGAUUUAGUUUUUCCUCGUACAAUUUGCCUAUCUCAUGCAUUCGGCAUUGUUAUUUUAUCUCAUGCUUGUUAGUUCACUUACGCUUGGUCAGGUGGCCGAGUGUGAAAGUAAUUAUCCUUGCUUUUGAACAUGAAACUUGAGACAUCAUUUCCAUGUGGGCUUGAUUAAUUGUUUGUUUGGAAUCUAUGUGUAAUAAAGGGAUUAUCUCAUAUGGUAGGAAUGUCGGUAUGAUAAAGUCAUGUGGUGUCAAACCAUGUUUGCCAGUUUUGGUAGGAAUGAAUGGUAAUGGUGAAAUGUGCAGAUGGUCUUUCUUCCAAAUAAGCAGGUGGUUGAUGCCACGUAACAGAGGUCAACUGGAUACAGCAACUGUAAAUGCUCGUCCACGGUAAAGUAGCUUUGGUAAGUAGUCGACUCUUAGCAGCAUGUGGCCGUAUGGGCGCUGCAGCCAUUUUCCUAACUGAAUUCAUCUUCAUGUUGGUGAUGAUGAUACACUUACACAUACACGAGAGUCUAUAUAUUCAUAUCUAUAAGCUUAACAUUGCAUGAUCAUUAUUUUUCCCAGAAUAUUCAAGGUAGAAUAAUUAUUCUUUUCUUUUAAACUUAA